AGCCAGAAUAUAAUAAAGAAUUCAAUGAACCUGAAGAAGUGCUUAAUCUCUCCACUAAUCGUUGGAUUAAAAGAAAAGGAAAAUUAUAUAAUAGAUUGUUACGUGAAGAAUAUAAAUAUGCCAGAGAUCUUACGCAUUAUUUAAAAGAUAUUCCACCAAUCGAUUUAGAUGAAUAUG
Molecule: messenger RNA, 177 nt
Organism: Racocetra persica
Lineage: Eukaryota; Fungi; Glomeromycota; Glomeromycetes; Diversisporales; Gigasporaceae
Source: the annotation of a GenBank genome assembly